Messenger RNA from Lytechinus variegatus (green sea urchin), 896 nucleotides. RefSeq lists its product as uncharacterized. NCBI's taxonomy places the organism in Eukaryota, Metazoa, Echinodermata, Echinoidea, Temnopleuroida, Toxopneustidae. The transcript is spliced from 16 exons. Bases 63 to 896 code for a protein of 277 amino acids. The record is from RefSeq and is a predicted model, not a curated record.
CUUUUCAUAAUCAUCUUAAACCCUAUCUAGGCCCGCGUCCGCGGGGAGAUCAAAAAGCUGAAAUGCGUGAGGAUAAGAACGUGAAACUUGACACCUUUGCUAAAGAUGUGGCUGAGGAAACAAAAGCCCAAGACGUAUAUCUAGCACAGCAUCCGGGAGGCCAGAAAGCUGAAAUGCGUGAGGAUGGGAACAUGAAACUUGACAACUUUGCUAAAGAUGUGGCUGAGGAAAUAAUAGACCGAGACGUAUAUCUGGCACAGCAUCCGGGAGGCCAGAAAGCUGAAAUGCGUGAGGAUGGGAACAUGAAACUUGACAACUCUGCUAAAGAUGUGGCUGAGGAAAUAAUAGACCGAGACGUAUAUCUAGCACAGCAUCCGGGAGGCCAGAAAGCUGAAAUGCGUGAGGAUGGGAACAUGAAACUUGACAACUUUGCUAAAGAUGUGGCUGAGAAGAUGGUAUAUUAUGAUCUGCCCCUGGAAAUGCGUGAGGAUGGGAACGUGGAACUUGACACCUUUGCUAAAGAUGUGGCUGAGGAAAUAAUAGACCGAGACGUAUAUCUAGCACAGCAUCCGGGAGGCCAGAAAGCUGAAAUGCGUGAGGAUGGGAACAUGAAACUUGACAACUUUGCUAAAGAUGUGGCUGAGGAAAUAAUAGACCGAGACGUAUAUCUGGCACAGCAUCCGGGAGGCCAGAAAGCUGAAAUGCGUGAGGAUGGGAACAUGAAACUUGACAACUUUGCUAAAGAUGUGGCUGAGGAAAUAAUAGCCCGAGACGUAUAUCUAGCACAGCAUCCGGGAGGCCAGAAAGCUGAAAUACGUGAGGAUGGGAACAUGAAACUUGACAACUUUGCUAAAGAUGUGGCUGAGGAGGUAAUAAUUGGUAAGAUUCAGUCCUAA